ACACAGAGUUUGAUCUCCUUCCUUCCAUGUCCACUCACCAACAAGAUAUGUCUCUCGUCACGUCCACUCCUCCGAUCAACAACGGCAAUCAAAUCUUCCCAGAGAUCGAGAUGUCCGGCGACUCCUCCUCCAUCGUACGAGCAACCGUCGUCCAGGCAUGCACCAUCUUCUACGAUACUCCCGCCACGCUAGAUAAGGCGGAGAGGCUACUUGCCGAGGCGGCGGAUAAUGGGUCACAGCUCGUUGUGUUCCCGGAGGCGUUCAUCGGCGGAUAUCCUCGCGGCUCCAGCUUCGAGUUGGCCAUUGGUGCUCGAACGGCUAAAGGAAGAGACGACUUUCGCAAGUAUCUUGCUUCUGCUAUUGAUGUUCCCGGCCCUGAAGUGGAACGUAUGGCGGAGAUGGCUAGGAAGUACAAAGUGUUCUUGGUUAUGGGUGUGAUUGAGAGGGAAGGUUAUACGUUAUACUGCUCUGUCCUUUUCUUUGACUCACAUGGUCAGUUCUUGGGUAAGCACCGGAAACUCAUGCCUACGGCUCUUGAACGUUGCAUUUGGGGGUUCGGAGAUGGAUCAACCAUCCCUGUUUUCGAUACUCCGAUUGGGAAAAUCGGUGCUGCUAUUUGUUGGGAGAAUAGGAUGCCAUCUUUAAGAACCGCUAUGUAUGCCAAAGGCAUUGAGAUAUAUUGUGCACCUACUGCUGAUGCUAGAGAAACUUGGCUAGCGUCAAUGACUCACAUCGCUCUUGAAGGAGGCUGUUUUGUUUUGUCAGCUAACCAAUUCUGUCGCCGUAAAGACUAUCCUCCACCACCGGAAUACACGUUUUCCGGUUCAGAAGAGAGCCUCACACCGGACUCUGUUGUCUGUGCUGGUGGAAGCUCUAUCAUUUCGCCUUUGGGGAUUGUUCUAGCUGGACCAAACUAUGAAGGAGAGGGUCUUAUCUCAGCUGAUCUAGAUCUUGGGGACAUAGCACGAGCUAAGUUUGACUUUGAUGUGGUCGGUCAUUACUCGAGGCCUGAAGUUUUUAGCUUGAACAUAAAGGAGCACCCGAGGAAAGCGGUUAGCUUCACGUCCAAGGUAACCAAAGAUGAGACCGUCAAAAACUGAGAGACCAACGCUCAACGUGACAACGUCAAAGACUUAUGGGACUUUCUUUAUGUAUAUUUUAAUAACCCUCGUCAAGAAUUGUAAUUGAAAUCAUUAUCAGAUCCAAAGUGUUAUGCAUUGAAGAAUAUAUAAUAACAAUUUUUCUUUUC
Molecule: messenger RNA, 1249 nt
Organism: Brassica rapa (field mustard)
Lineage: Eukaryota; Viridiplantae; Streptophyta; Magnoliopsida; Brassicales; Brassicaceae
Gene: NIT-T4
Product: bifunctional nitrilase/nitrile hydratase NIT4
Biological process (GO): detoxification of nitrogen compound
Molecular function (GO): nitrile hydratase activity; nitrilase activity
Source: RefSeq, marked provisional